CUUGAGCUUCCUUGCUUUAAGAAAGGCCAUCUCCUUAUGAAAACAGUCGUCCUUUAGUAGAAGAAAGAAACACUGGAUGUGGAGGAUUUUCGUGUCUUUUCUAUUGAUUUAUUGUGUUAGGAACGAAGUAUUGUGACCAUGGAGAUGACGUGUAUGGGAACAGUAGGAUGGCUGUGGAUUAUGCAGAUCGUUGGGUUAACGAAAGGAUUUUUCCAAGUCCCACUUAUUCCUGGCUCGGUAUCGGAGGGCGAUGUCACAUUCUUGGAUAUUUGGAACAUGGAGCUCAACCAUGAUAUUUCCCUCGAAAGGAGCGUCAUGAAACCCGGAACAAUCCUCACUCCGAACGAUAUGGCCAUGAUUGGACUGGUGCCUGUGGACGGACCUCACCCGCUUUAUGACGACGACGAGGAGAGUGUUCGACUGCGCAAGGAGUUCCUCCUCGACCAUAUGGCUCUUGAAGUGGUGAAUGAGGAUGACCCGAGGAUGGAGGAUCCGGAGGGUCUGACAGUCAUGAACAUGAACGGGAAAUCUUUGAACUUCCAUAAAACAGAUGAUGGGUCAGUUACGGUAAAUGGCUUGUUAGUGCAUAAGAUCAAAACGCUGGAUGAUGAGACUGUCAUUUACGAAGUGGACGACUUGCUGUUCAACCACCAGGAUCAGGUGGCGGAAGCGUUUGAAGCAAUGACUUUGAGCGAUCCAGUUGAUAGGCGUAGUGAGAAAUCUACUAAAAGCCGCCAUCAUGAUGAAGUAACUAAAAGUCGGCAUAAUGACGAUGAAAGUCUGCAAGAUGAUGAAAUAACAUCAAAUCGGCUUAAUGUCAAAGUAACUGAGGGUCGGGAAGAUGUAACUGAAAAACAUGAUAAAUUAACGGAAAGUCUGCAUAACAAAGAAGAAACCGAAAAAGAGGAUAGUGAACGUCUGCAUGAUGAAGUAGAAAAACUUCGGCAAAAUGAUAAAGUAACGGAAGGUGUCCGUAAUGUUAAAGUUACUGAAGGGAGGCAUGAUGUAACUGAAAAACAAAAUGAUAAAGUAGCUGAAAGUCUGCACGAUGAUGUAACAAAAACUCGUCGUAAUGAUAAAGUAGCUGAAAGUCUGCACGAUGAUGUAACAAAAACUCAUCGUAAUGAAAAAGUAGCUGAAAGUCUUCGUAACGUUAAAGUAACUCAAGGCUCGCAUGAUGUAACUGAAAAACAUGAUGAUAAAGUAACUGAAAGUAGAGUACCUGUAAGUCUGAAUAAUGAAGGUGAAAGUAAAAGCCUGCAUAAUGAAAAAGUGACUAGAAGUCGUCGUAAUGUUAAAGUAACUGAAGGUCGGCAUAAUGACGACGUAACCGAAAAUCUCCAUAAUAAUGAAGUAACCGAAAAUCUCCAUAAUAAUGAAGUAACUGAAAAUCUCCAAAAUGAAGUCCUUGAAAGUCAGCGUAACGAGGAAGUAAUUGGAAGACAAGAGGAUGUGAUGAAGGAGGAUCAUAAGCAUUCGCAGUGUUUUGCAGGGAAGUGAAUCAAUCACCCCAAGAUUUUUUUUAAAGUUUUAAAAUUAGCAAAAAAAUAGUCGUAUGUUUGUAAGACACGUUGUUUUUAAAAUUUAAAUAAAACUUGUGUGUAA
Molecule: messenger RNA, 1605 nt
Organism: Macrobrachium nipponense
Lineage: Eukaryota; Metazoa; Arthropoda; Malacostraca; Decapoda; Palaemonidae
Exons: 5
Coding region: 139-1500 (453 amino acids)
Source: RefSeq, a predicted model, not a curated record